Molecule: messenger RNA, 921 nt
Organism: Saitoella complicata NRRL Y-17804
Lineage: Eukaryota; Fungi; Ascomycota; Saitoellomycetes; Saitoellales; Saitoellaceae
Exons: 3
Coding region: 1-921 (306 amino acids)
Source: RefSeq, a predicted model, not a curated record
AUGUCCGGACUGACGUAUUUAACGUCAAUUGCUACGCGCGGAGUUCAGCAGGUGCUGCAGCUGGUUCAAACCUUAAAUUCAGAACACGACACCUUCAACUCAACUUACAACAUGGUGGUUGGCGGACAACGAGGAGGUAAAUGGAAAGCGAGGGCGACCAGACAAUAUCGGAUCAAGCAUGGCAUACCACCGCCGCCUCGUCCUGGACAGCAAGCUGUCCCCGAAGACGAUUGGGAAGGAUCGUCCGACGACGACGACGCCCCUAACGCGGAGGGUCAGAAGACUGGGGGUACGCUAGAUCCUCUCCCUGGAGAAGAGCGCAAGGACGUGAAGUCGGAUGAUGAAGAUGAGGAUGAAGGGAAGACGUUUAGCAGAAGGAGGAAGAUGCAGUCAAAUGCUUGGCGAUACGAAGAAGAGGAGGUGGAUCCUCGUCUUGAACCCGAAGAGCUGGAGCCGGAGCCAGAUUAUGCACAUUUGCCAGCUCGCGAACUCAAUCUCGUCAACAGCGAAGAGGGGCCAUGCGUGCAUUCAGACGACGAUCAUGAGGACAUUCCGGGCCUGCCGAAAGCAAAGAGAAAACCGAAAGUGCUAUAUGUAAAACGUGAGGACUAUGCGGAGCUCCGGAGUAACAUAGACAAAGCCAAUGCUGCCAGAGCCUUCAAGGAGCGAUAUGGUGCGAAGCCUACACUUGCCAGGACGCGGGCCAAAACUACGGCAGACGGAUAUGAAAAAGGUGAAGGAGCGGAGGUGGAAGACAUCGAUGCAUUUUUGAAGGGCUUGGACGUUAACGAUGCAGAUAUGAAAACUGCUCGCAACAUGGCUUCAAAAGAACGUGGGUCUGUCCCAGCAGCGUUGAGUGGUGGUAAGGGCCCCGACGGUCAGGACAACAUGGAGAAAUGGCUGGAUGACAUGUUGGCAUGA